Messenger RNA from Cicer arietinum (chickpea), 1428 nucleotides. RefSeq names its product thylakoid lumenal 29 kDa protein, chloroplastic. Gene Ontology annotation, biological process: cellular response to oxidative stress; hydrogen peroxide catabolic process; response to reactive oxygen species. Gene Ontology annotation, cellular component: chloroplast thylakoid membrane. Lineage: Eukaryota; Viridiplantae; Streptophyta; Magnoliopsida; Fabales; Fabaceae. The record is from RefSeq and is a predicted model, not a curated record. Gene Ontology annotation, molecular function: heme binding; peroxidase activity.
AAGAUGGAAUAGGAUAACGUAUGUUAUCACGAGUGACCUGAAAAAACCCACAAUUUUUUCCUCUCUCUCUCUCUCCUUCCAAACACAAAGAUUGUAGUUUAAGCAGUUAGCAAUGGGUGUCUCUUUCCUCUCAAUUUCAACUCUUCCUUCUCUCCUUCCACCACUUGUUGCUCAUAAUCCAAAAUCAACUCUCACCAAAUACCAACCUCGUUCGGUGGCCAUUUGUUGUACUAAAAUAAACACUGAUGUUAGUGAUGAAGAAGAACAGUUCCAUUGGAAAAGAAGAGACAUUCUUAAAUGCAUUGGGGUAACCAUUGGUUUGGAAUUGAUAACCAACUCCGGACCGCUUGUCGGAAUGGCUAAUGCUGCUGACCUGAUAGAACGAAGACAGCGUUCUGAAUUUCAAUCUCAAAUUAAGGGAACUCUUUAUACAGCCAUUAAGGGAAAUCCUGAUAUUGUUCCAUCCUUACUAACACUGGCUCUAAAUGAUGCUUUGACUUAUGAUAAGGCAACGAAAACGGGUGGCCCAAAUGGUUCUAUAAGGUUCAGCUCAGAAAUAAAUAGACCUGAAAAUAAGGGGCUUUCUGCUGCCUUGAAUUUCAUAGAGGAAGCAAAAAAAGAGAUUGAUUCAUAUUCCAAAGGUGGACCUAUUUCAUAUUCAGAUCUCAUCCAGUAUGCAGCGCAAAGUGCUACCAAGGCUACAUUUUUAGCUUCUGCAAUUCGCAAAUGUGGUGGAAAUGAGGAGAAAGGGAAUUUGCUGUACACUGCAUAUGGAUCAAAUGGACAGUGGGGUUUGUUCGAUCGGCAAUUCGGUAGGGCGGAUACUCAAGAGCCAGAUCCAGAGGGGAGAAUUCCAAUUUGGGAUAAAGCAAGUGUUCAGGAAAUGAAAGAUAAAUUUUCUGCAGUUGGCCUUGGUCCUCGCCAGCUGGCUGUUUUAUCAGCAUUCAUAGGUCCUGAUCAGGAUGCAACAGAGACCUUAUUGGCAUCUGAUCCGGACAUUGCUCCAUGGAUACAAAAAUACCAACGGAGCCGCGACACAGUCUCUCGAACAGAUUAUGAGGUUGAUCUAAUAACCACUUUUACAAAAUUAAGUACCUUGGGUCAACAAAUUAACUAUGAAGCAUAUACAUAUCCUCGCGCGAAGAUCGACAUUACCAAACUCAAGUUGUAAAACUAGAGUACCAUAUCACUUUCACUUCAAUUUCAAGUUUUGACUUGUAUUGUCUCUUUGUUUUUAACUAAAAAAUGUUGAGCUUCUAUGCAAUUACUUGUACUCAUGUAGUGAAUAGAACCAAAUUCUUAUCCAAUUAUGGCAUGUGACAAAUGAUUGUGGGUUGCUCAAGUGCCAACCUUGUAUAACCAUAUCUAUCAUUAAGUCGAAGCAAAACCAAUAUUAGAGAAUGUACAAGAAUUUCACUAAUUUUACUA